Chrysoperla carnea is the source of this 2071-nucleotide messenger RNA. RefSeq names its product nose resistant to fluoxetine protein 6-like. The record is from RefSeq and is a predicted model, not a curated record. Lineage: Eukaryota; Metazoa; Arthropoda; Insecta; Neuroptera; Chrysopidae. The transcript is spliced from 10 exons. Gene Ontology annotation, molecular function: acyltransferase activity, transferring groups other than amino-acyl groups. Bases 1 to 2070 code for a protein of 689 amino acids.
AUGUCGAUUAUUGCAACAACAGUAAACCGUUAUAAUUUAAUAAUACAAAUUUAUAUAUUUUAUUAUUGCUGUUUAUGUAUCAGUUCUGGUGAAUUUAUACGAAAUGAUGAUCAUCAGAAAAUUAUCAUGAAUAAUGAUAUAUCAAAAACAAUUGUUCAAUUAUAUACAUUACAACAGAAUGAUAAUGGUGACAAUGAUAAUAAUGUAAUUCAAUUAAAUGAUAAAUGUAAAAAUCAUGCAUCACGUUAUUAUCAAGAUUUUCAAAAUGGAAAACCAUGGGCAAUUCAAAUGAUGGAUGCCUCAUCAAAAUUACAAUCAGGUAUUUUACUCGGUAAUCUAAUUGAUUUUGGUAGUUUUGAUGAAUGUAUUAAAAUCAUCAAUCAAGAAUUAAAAGAUGAUAUAAUUUAUGGUAAACAUUGUUUUGUAUCGAUACAACCAUUUAAUAAAACAUUACAACGUAUACAAUCAGCAUUAUCAUUACCAUCGGAUAGAAUUGCAAAUAUAUCAUCACGUCCUGGUGAUUUUGGUAUUACAUGGUCAAUUUGUGUACCAGAUUCAUGUCAAGCAAAUGAUAUACAAACACAUUUACAAAAUUAUAUACCAUCAAUGAUUAAUAUUAAUCAUAAUGAAUUAAUGAUUGAAGUGAAAGAAUCGAAAUGUAAUACGAGAAAAGAUGUUUAUUUGAAGUUACGAUCAAGUGAUUGGAUGGCAAUCAUGUUCUGUAUUACAAUUGUGAUUGUGGUUAUAUUUAGUAGUUCGUAUGAUUUGUUUACUCAAAAUAAAGAUCCAGAGGGAGGAAAUGCAAGUAUGAAAGUAUUAAAUGGUAUUCGAUUUUUGAGUACUACUUGGGUAAUAAUUUUUCAUCGAUUUUUUGUUAUGAUGUUUUUACCAAACAUUAAUUCGGUUGAUUUACAAGAUUGGAUUAGACAAAUGCAUAGUACGAUUAUUCAAGGCGCAACCGUAGCUGUUGAUACAUUUUUUACAAUCAGUGGGAUGCUAGUUUUAAUGUCAUUUUUUAAAGCAAUGGAUCGUGACAAUAAAGUUAAUCUAUUUUCAUUUUAUGUACACCGUUAUUUACGUUUAACACCAAUGGUUGCCGUUGUAACUUUAUUCUAUGCAACGUUAUUACAAUAUUGCGGUUCUGGGUCAAAUUGGUCAAGUGUACAGUUGGGAUUAAUGACGCCAUGUAGAACACAUUGGUGGUCGAUAUUGAUGUAUAUUCAAAAUUAUGUCAAUCCAGACCUUUAUUGUAUCACUCAAACAUGGUAUUUAUGUGUUGAUAUGCAAUUGUUUUGGCUAUCGCCAUUAUUUUUGUAUCCAUUAUAUAAAAAGCCAACAAUUGGCUGGAUUAUUUUAUUAAUUAUGAUAUUCCUACCAAUGGGGAUUUCAUUUUAUCUGGCAUGGAUUCAUUAUUAUAAUGGAAGUUUAAUAUUUCAAAAAGAUCUACUACAAACUCAUUACUUUACGAGACAUUACACGGCAACACAUGCCCGAGCAUCACCAUGGUUCCUUGGUUUGGGUCUUGGAUAUAUAGUGUAUAAAACGAAAAAUAAAAAACUUACCAUAAAUCCGAUUCUUGUAAUAAUUAUGUGGGUAUUCACAUUUGCGAUGCUUAUCACUGUUGUAUUUGGGAUAUAUCAAUUCCAACAAUUUGAAACACCAUUAAAUCGUUUUAAAGCAUCUUCGUAUCUAGCAUUCUCAAGGACAGCAUGGUCUUUGGCAAUAUCAUGGAUUGUUUUUGCAUCAAUUCAUGGUUAUGGUGGAGUAAUAAAUACUUUUUUAUCAUGGUCUGGAUUUGUAGUUCUUGGAAAAUUAGGAUAUACAAUGUUUUUAACUCAUCUUUGUUUACAAUUUGCUUCAUUGGCUGCGCUAAAAACACCACAAUAUUUUACGAUGUUUAAUGAGGUGUAUAAUGGCUUCGCUGACAUUGGUAUAUCAUUAUUAAUGUCAUACAUUCUAGUUGUGACAAUUGAAAUGCCAGCAAACAUUAUUGAAGAUUAUAUAUUCAAGAAAUCAACAAAUCAAGUUAAAACCGUUUCAAAAAAGGAUGAAUUGAAGAAUGGAUAUUAAA